Messenger RNA from Aspergillus calidoustus, 660 nucleotides. The record is from the annotation of a GenBank genome assembly. NCBI's taxonomy places the organism in Eukaryota, Fungi, Ascomycota, Eurotiomycetes, Eurotiales, Aspergillaceae.
AUGGCGUCUCAACCUGAGCCGUUCGCUCAACAACCAUCUUAUACAAGCCUGUGGAAUGAUUUCCCUCCCAGAGCAUCUGAUCAGUCUAGCCCCAAUUUCGAUGGCCGGAUUGCACACACGUUAGCCGCGUGCACCAGGUGUAGACAGCGCAAGUCUAGAUGCGAUCCCGGAAUUCCGAAGUGCGGCCCAUGCGACCGCAGCAAUGCAAACUGCUCGUAUUACGACUCUACUCGAAAGCGUACAAUAUCGAGGACGUAUAUAGUUCAGCUCCGGGAACAGGCCCGCAGGCUGGAGAGAGAACUUGAAGAGGUGGAGAAGGACUUUCAACAAGCCGCCGAUGCAGAACUAAUCGUGCGGGGAACCGGUCGCAUUCGAUUCAAAGAGCACGACGAGGCUAGGUAUCUAGGACCAUCGAGCGGCAUUGCAAUUACGCGCUUGGUCAUGGAAAUGGCCAAACAGAACACCUCCUCAAAGAGUAUCAAAGAUGUCGUUCCGGAAUCGACAGCGCAGAAAAUCAAGGAUGCAUUUACGCAAGAGAGCGGGAAACCGACUUCUAAAGUGUAUCCCAUGAUCAGCUCUAUCGCGCAGCCAAAUCUGCCUCUUAAGCAUGUGACAUAUCGCCUUAUUGAUGUCUUCACUGUCAAGGGUACAAAACCUUAA